Molecule: messenger RNA, 1695 nt
Organism: Galendromus occidentalis (western predatory mite)
Lineage: Eukaryota; Metazoa; Arthropoda; Arachnida; Mesostigmata; Phytoseiidae
Product: cAMP-dependent protein kinase catalytic subunit alpha-like
Exons: 8
Coding region: 1-1695 (564 amino acids)
Biological process (GO): protein phosphorylation
Cellular component (GO): cytosol; cAMP-dependent protein kinase complex; nucleus
Molecular function (GO): ATP binding; cAMP-dependent protein kinase activity
Source: RefSeq, a predicted model, not a curated record
AUGGCGGUAGGUAGAAACUGCAAAAAAGAAAACAAGAAAAAGUUCGUUUCCGUUAUGGAUCCCAAACAGAUGUAUCCACAAGGCAAAGAGCCAACAGCACCUUCGGCUCCAAUGUACGAUGCUCCACCUCCGUACGCUCCGCCUGGCUAUCCAGUACCCUAUAGUUCCCCGUAUCCACCGGGACCUGUUCCCCCUCAACCCAUGUAUCCUCCACAAGCCUAUGGCUAUCCACCAAUGGCACAACAACAGUAUUAUCCGCCCCAGUAUCAGUCUCACCCGACGAUGCCGCCUCAGCAAAUGUUGCCGCAACAGGUACCCGUCGCUCAGAGCCAUUACGUAGUUCACGCUCAAUUCGAUGCUGCAGCUCGUUUCAAUCAGCACUCUGCACCGACGAUUCCCCCCCCUCCUCCCGGCUGCAUGCCCAACGAAGCUCAGAGGGCCAUGAUGUCUGGUCAACCCACGACCGUGAUCGCACAGCAGAAGAAAGGUGGUUUCUUCUCUGGGAGCGGAGGCGGAGGUGUGAAGUUCUGGAGGCCGAAGGCGGUACCGGCCGGACCUCAUAAGGUUCAAGAGCCGACGUACAGAAAACGACGUACUAGCGACAGUCAGUCAUUGUCCACCGAUGAUUCUGCCAAAAGUAAGCCCCGUCAGAUCGUCGGGGAAUACGAAAUGUCGAGCGCGGAGAAAUCAUAUAAAGCUCAUCUGAGGGCUAAGGUCCGAGAGGUCCAAACAAACCUCGAACUCAAUGCGUGUCCGACGGCAAAACUUUCGGAUUUUGAAGUUCUUGGCUACCUCAGUAAAGGCGCAUUCGGUAUGGUGUUCAAAGUGCAGCAUGUCUCGACCUACGAAGUUUUCGCGUUGAAAGUACAAUCGAAGCAGGACGUCGUCCAUCGGCGGAAAGUCGAGCAGGUUGUCAUGGAGAAGAAAAUUCUCGCCGCCGUAGACCACGUCUUCAUCGUGAAGUUGCACUACGCGUUCAAGGACAACGCGGCGCUGUUUCUGGUGCUCGAACUAGCGCCCUGCGGCGAUUUCCUCAGACUUCUAGCUCAGAAGGGUCACCUCGACGAGGAGCACGCGAAAGUCUACGCGGCUCAGGUCAUUCUGGUGUUCGAGUACCUGCACGCAGCCCACAUCAUGUUCAGGGAUUUGAAACCCGAGAACAUCCUCGUCGAUGAGACAGGCUACCUGAAAGUGACCGAUUUCGGUUACGCGAAACGGGUGGUCGGCAACACAUCUUCUUUCUGCGGGACCUUGGAGUACCUCGCACCGGAACAGGUCUUUAAGCGACCGUAUUCGAAGAGCGUCGAUUGGUGGGCACUCGGAGUGCUGAUCUACGAAAUGCUCCACGGACACUCGCCUUUCGCGUGUCCUGGGGACGAUGACAGAUUGAUAGAACGCAUCAAGAAAGACGACGUCCAAUUCGAUCCAGCCAUACCGCUGUCGAAUGAGGCAAAAAGCAUUCUCGUCGGUCUCCUGGAUAAGACUAGCACGACGCGUCUCGGUUCCGCGCGUUCCGGAGCCGACGAUAUCAAGAGACAUGAGUGGUUCGCCACUAUCCAGUUUGUAGAAGUUUAUAAAAAAAACUAUCCAGCCCCAUUCGUGCCGAAUAACCAAGUUCGGCUCAAAGCAUUUCGCCGAGAGGAUAUACCGACUGCGGCCACAGAGCGCUACAAAAAUGAUUUCGCCGAGUUCUAG